AUGGCGUCUUCUUCAACUUCAUCCGUUCAAAAGAGCUUUAAAUAUGAUGUGUUUUUGAGUUUUAGAGGUGAAGAUACUCGCAUGGAGACUCGGAUUGACAAUUUUUUAUCAUCUUUAGAAUAUGCUUCUAAUGAUUUUUGCAUGAUCGGCAUCUGGGGGAUGUUGGAUCAGCGGAUAGGAGGUGGUGGGAAGACAACAUUGGCCAGAGCUGUUUUUAAUAAGAUAUCUUUUCAGUUCGAAGGAAAAAGCUUCAUUGAGAAUGUCAGAGAAGUUUCAAAUGAUUCUUUGUCCGAUUUGAAGUUGUUGCAGAAGCGGGUCCUUUCAGAUGUUUUAAAUGAUCAAUACAUUAAAGUAGGCAGUGAAAAUGAGGGGAAAAAUAUGAUGUCAUGGAUGAUGUGUGGUAGAAAGGUUAUUCUUGUUCUAGAUGAUGUGGAUCAUGUAGAUCAGCUUGAGGCGUUAGCCGGUAAACAUAGUUGGUUUAAGCCAGCAAGCAUAAUUAUCAUUACAACAAGAGAACAACAAGUGCUUUUAGCACAUGAAGUAAAGAUUCACAAUCUCAAUCUGUUAUCGGAUAAGGAAGCAAUCUGCCUAUUUGGUAGAUAUGCAUUUGGGAAAGAGAUUCCAAUUCAAGGGUAUGAGGAGCUAUCAGGACAAGUUGUAUGUUAUGCUGCUGGUCUUCCAUUGACAAUCAAAGUUUUGGGUUCAUUUCUCUGUGGUAAAAGUAAGCCUGAAUGGGUAGAUACCCUAGCCAGGCUAAAAACAAUCCCGUUAGAGGAAACUCAGAAGAAGUUGGAAUUAAGCUAUUUCGGUUUGGAUGACGAUCACAAGGAAAUAUUCCUAGAUAUUGCAACCAUAUUAAAAGGUCAGUGGAAAAAUCAGGAAUCCAAGCACUUGAAAGCUGUGGAUUUUAUGCUAGAAUUGGUUUAAGAGUUCUUGAGCAAAAGUCUCUCAUAACUAUUGAUGGUGAGCAUGUGGGCAUGCAUGACCAUUUAUAAGAAAUGGGCAGGAAUAUUGUUCGUCGUUCACACCCCGAUAUGCCUAACAAACAUAGCCGAUUGUGGAAUAGAAAGGAAAUUGAAGAUAUAUUGGCUAAUUACAUGGUAAGGCUCAGAUUUAUUUGUAAGUUGGAGAAACUAACACAUUUUCAUUUGUUACAAACAAGUUUCAUGGUGAUUGCUUUUCUAUUACA
This is a messenger RNA of Lactuca sativa (garden lettuce), 1189 nucleotides long. The record is from RefSeq and is a predicted model, not a curated record. Lineage: Eukaryota; Viridiplantae; Streptophyta; Magnoliopsida; Asterales; Asteraceae.